ACUAAAUUCUGCUUUUAUUUGAUUAAACUAAAUGCUCCACGUGCCAUUGCUAGUCCACGUUCUGACCAUUUGGACGUUGAAAUCUAAUCACUAUAUAUAAGAUUAUGAUCUGAUUUGCCAAACCGUCUCUGCUUAUUUUCGUUUUUCAUAAGCUUUGUUUUGUGCAACGCCUCAGGAAAAACAGGUUUUGUGCUGGAGAGAAGGGAGAAAAUUCGUGGCAUUAAUGUCGAGCAACGCGAACGAGAUGAGAAACGGCGGUCUUUCAGCGGAUGGCCUGAAAGGUCACGGAGGCGGUGUUCGGGACUUGUAUGGCGAGGAUAGUGCCACGGAGGACCAGCUUAUCACUCCCUGGACCUCAUCAGUUGCCAGUGGAUGCACUCUGCUGCGUGAUCCACGCUACAACAAAGGACUCGCCUUCACGGAGAAAGAAAGAGAUGCCCAUUACCUGCGUGGCCUUUUGCCUCCUGCUGUCCUUUCUCAAGAGCUUCAGGAGAAGAGGUUGAUGCACACUCUUCGCCAGUAUGAUGUUCCUCUGCAUAGAUACAUGGCCUUGAUGGAUCUUCAGGAGAGGAAUGAAAGGCUGUUUUACAAGCUUUUGAUCGAUAAUGUUGAGGAACUGCUCCCUAUUGUUUACACUCCUACGGUCGGAGAAGCCUGCCAGAAAUAUGGAAGCAUUUUCAGGCGUCCGCAGGGUCUCUAUAUCAGUUUGAAAGAGAAAGGUAAGAUUGUUGAAGUAUUGAAAAACUGGGGAGAAAAGAGCAUUCAGGUUAUUGUUGUGACUGAUGGUGAGCGUAUUUUGGGGCUCGGAGAUCUCGGUUGCCAGGGCAUGGGCAUUCCUGUUGGGAAACUCUCUCUCUAUACAGCAUUAGGAGGUGUUCGCCCUUCAGCGUGCUUACCAAUCACUAUUGAUGUCGGUACAAACAAUGAGAAGUUGCUGAAUGACGAGUUUUACAUUGGGCUUAGGCAAAAGAGGGCAACUGGGAAGGAAUAUGGAGAGCUUCUAGAUGAGUUCAUGCAAGCUGUUAAACAGAAUUACGGGGAGAAAGUCUUAAUACAGUUCGAAGAUUUUGCAAAUCACAAUGCGUUUGAUCUACUGACAAAAUACAACUCAUCUCAUCUUGUCUUUAAUGAUGAUAUACAGGGUACAGCAUCCGUGGUAUUAGCAGGAUUGCUUGCUUCCCUGAAGUUGGUGGGGGGAACCUUGGCUGAUCACACCUUCCUAUUUCUUGGCGCUGGAGAGGCUGGAACUGGUAUAGCAGAGCUGAUAGCUCUUGAGGUUUCAAAGCAGACAAAAGCUCCAUUGGAAGAGACCCGUAAGAAAAUUUGGCUAGUGGAUUCAAAGGGACUGAUUGUUAGGUCUCGUAUGGAAUCGCUCCAGCAUUUCAAAAAGCCUUGGGCUCAUGAGCAUGACCCGGUAAAGGGACUUCUGGAUGCUGUCAAGGCAAUCAAGCCGACGGUUCUAAUAGGAUCGUCUGGAGUAGGAAGGACGUUUACCAAGGAGGUGGUUGAAGCCAUGUCAUCCUUCAAUGAGAAACCGCUCAUUCUUGCUCUCUCCAACCCAACUUCACAAUCUGAGUGCACGGCUGAGGAAGCUUAUACAUGGAGCAAGGGACGAGCAAUCUUUGCUAGCGGAAGCCCAUUUGACCCAGUCAAAUAUGAAGAAAAAGUUUUUGUGCCUGGACAGGCCAACAAUGCCUACAUAUUUCCUGGUUUUGGUUUGGGGUUGAUCAUCUCCGGUGCAAUCCGGGUGCGUGAUGAAAUGCUCCUGGCAGCCUCGGAAGCUCUGGCUGCGCAAGUGACACAGGAAAACUACGAUAAGGGGCUGAUUUACCCUCCUUUCACUAACAUAAGAAAGAUAUCGGCCCACAUUGCUGCUCAUGUUGCAGCCAAGGCAUAUGAACUUGGUUUGGCUUCUCAUCUACCUCGGCCUAAAGAUCUUGUCAAAUAUGCAGAGAGCUGCAUGUACAGCCCUGUCUACCGAAGCUACCUUUGAAAGUUUUGAUCCGUAUUCUGCAGUAUCCAUGAGUUUUAGAAGAAGAUAAUUGAUGACUUACUAGGCAAUGUUGUUAGAACAUUUUAUGCCUUAGGAAAGUGGUCGAUUCUUUUAAUUUUUUUAAAUUGUAUUUGGAUGGAGUAUUGUUAUAUUCUGCAGUGAAACUUGGAUGUUUGUUCUAAACGUACGAGUCAUAUGGUCAAUAAGAAAAGUUAUGCUAUUAGCAAUUUCAUGCCA
Messenger RNA from Neltuma alba, 2230 nucleotides. RefSeq names its product NADP-dependent malic enzyme. The transcript has 20 exons. Gene Ontology annotation, molecular function: NAD binding; malate dehydrogenase (decarboxylating) (NADP+) activity. NCBI's taxonomy places the organism in Eukaryota, Viridiplantae, Streptophyta, Magnoliopsida, Fabales, Fabaceae. The record is from RefSeq and is a predicted model, not a curated record. Gene Ontology annotation, biological process: pyruvate metabolic process; malate metabolic process. Gene Ontology annotation, cellular component: chloroplast. The coding region runs from base 224 to 1993 and encodes 589 amino acids.